AGACAUGUAAUGAAUGAAUUAAUAGAUACUGAACAAGCUUAUGUCUCAGAAUUACAACAAAUCCUCAAGGGUUAUUAUCAAGAAAUGGAUAGUCGACACAUGCAGCAUUUGAUUCCAGGUGAAUUAGUAGGAAAACGUCAUGUUUUAUUUGGAAAUUUAGAAGAAAUAUUUAAUUUUCAUAAUGACGUAUUUUUACAAGAAUUACAGAAUUGUCGAGAUAUGCCUGGUAGAGUUGGCAAGUGUUUUGUAAAUAGGAAAGAUGAAUUUCAGAUGUAUAGUUCUUAUUGUCAAAAUAAGCCUAGAUCAGAAGCUUUAAGAGCUCAUAUUGGUGAUUCCAACCCAUUCUUUAAAGAAUGUCAGAAAAAACUAGGUCACAAGUUACCAUUAGGAGCUUAUUUAUUAAAACCUGUACAGAGAAUUACUAAAUAUCAACUCUUAUUGAAGGAAAUGUUAAGGUUUAGUGGUGAUGAUCCUGUUUUAGAGAAUCAUAUACAAGAUGCUCUAGAUACUAUGUUAGGUGUUUUAAGAUAUUUAAAUGAUAGCAUGCAUCAAGUAUCGAUUGUUGGUUUUAACGAGAACAUGUCUGAACAAGGAAGAUUAUUAAUGCAUGCUAGUUUUAGUGUAUGGACAGAUCAUAAGAAAGAAAAAUUAAAAGAUCUAAGAUUACGUGCUAUGAACCGACAUGUGUUUCUGUAUGAGAAAUCUCUAUUAUUUUGUAAAAAACGGGAAGAAUCUCAACAUGAUGGAGCUGUGUAUAGUUUUAAAAAGAAAUUAAAGCUGUCUCAAGUUGGGUUAACCGAAACAGUAAAGGGAGAUAAGAGAAGAUUUGAAUUGUGGUUACGUAGUAGAGAGGAAGUGUAUAUUAUACAGGCACCUACUCUAGAAGUAAAAGAUACUUGGGUGAAAGAAAUUAAAAAAGUUCUUCUCAACCAAUUUGAUCAACUCAAAGGUAAGAAAAUAUUUUGA
This is a messenger RNA of Lottia gigantea (owl limpet), 966 nucleotides long. RefSeq lists its product as hypothetical. NCBI's taxonomy places the organism in Eukaryota, Metazoa, Mollusca, Gastropoda, Lottiidae. The annotation marks the transcript as partial. The transcript is spliced from 8 exons. The record is from RefSeq and is a predicted model, not a curated record. Gene Ontology annotation, molecular function: guanyl-nucleotide exchange factor activity. Gene Ontology annotation, cellular component: cytoplasm. Gene Ontology annotation, biological process: intracellular signal transduction.